AUGCUCAGUUCCUUAAUUUCAAGUAUAGCAUUUUUCUUAAUAGCUGUCAGUGCCCAUGGUGGUGGUGGUGAAUAUGUCCAUUAUGGUGGAGGUAUACCAGUUUAUGCUUGUAAUCUUCAAAUUAAUCGUGAAGUUCUGUUCUGUCCAAAACCAUUCAAUUAUAGUUGCUUGUGUACAAAUGAGAAUGCCCUUGCUACUUAUGCUGGUUGUCUUGCAUACAAGAAUAGGAUCUCGGAAGCGGCUCUUCAUCAAAUGGGUGAAUUCUGUGAAAAUGGUAACGUUGAACUUGAGCAUGAUUGGAUUGAUUCUGCUCUUGAAAGAUUUAAUAAGUAUGCCAAAAGUGCACGUGAAAUUGAAGGCUUUAAUAGAAGUAUACCCAUUAAUGUUCCUUUCAUAUUGAAUGAAACAUCCAUGAAUAGAUUUAAUGAUGCUUAUUCAAUUUUCUUGGGCAAUUACGAUGACUCCUUAUUCUAUGGUACUUCUACUUUAAUGUAUUGGUUAUUAAUCAUUGUUAUAGGAGCUAUCACAAACUGGACUAAAUUUUUAUUCCCAGGGUUCACAAAGAAACUUACCAAUCCCGUUAUUAACUUCUGGAGAAAGCACGUUUCAAUGCCUGCAGCAUUUGGAAGAAAGAAGUCAGAAGAGCAAGGGUUCUGGAAAAUAUUUGAUUGGUUAUUACCUUCCCGUUUUGAAUCGAUUGUCAUUUUCCUUUUCUAUGUCUUUGUUGUUGUGAUCCAUUGUAUCAAUAUCACUGCCAUAGAUCAAGAUCCUGUCUUCCUUACCAAAUAUGAUGCAGAAUUAAGAUAUGUUUCUGAUAGAACAGGUAUUGUUGCUACUAUUAUGAUGCCAUUGACUAUCUUGUUUGCUGGUCGAAACAACUUUUUACAGUGGAUUUCUGGUUACAACUAUACUGCUUUCAUGGCAUAUCAUCGUCAUACUGCCAGAAUCAUGUUUGUUUUAGUAGUUAUUCAUGCUGUUGGUUUCAGUAUUCUCCUUGGAGAACGUUAUGCUGCAGAUAUGAAAGAAGAAUACUUGAUUUGGGGUACUGUUGCUACGGUUGCUGGAGGGAUCAUUUUAGUUCAAGCUAUGUUGUUCUUUAGAAGAAGAUGGUACGAAAUCUUCUUGUUGAUACAUAUUGCCAUGGCUGUACUUUGGGUGGUCGGUACCUGGAUUCAUGUUGAAGAAUUGGGUUAUAUCUGGUUCGUUUAUCCUUCUGUAGCUGUCUGGGCGUUGGAUAGAGCUGUUAGAAUCGGACGUUUAGUUGCAUUCGGUUUCCCAACAUCUGAUGUUAUUUUGCUUGCUGAUGAAACCAUUAAGGUUGUCGUUCCAAAGCCAAGCUAUUGGAAAUCAAUUCCUGGUGGUCAUGCCUUCAUUCAUUUCUUAAAGCCAACUUAUUUCUGGCAAUCACAUCCAUUCACUUUCACUGAAUCCGUUGAAGAAAAGAAUAAUAUUGUCUUGUACGUCAAGGUUAAGGGAGGUAUCACUCAUAGUUUGUACCAAUUGUUAACUAAGGCCCCAGGUAAGGCUAUAAAGAUGAAAGUGGCCAUCGAAGGUCCAUAUGGUGAACCAACUGCUGCUAGAACUGCCGAUACUGCUGUCUUCGUUGCUGGUGGUAAUGGUAUCCCAGGUAUUUACUCGGAAGUUCUCGAUAUUGCUUUAAGAGCUGGUCAAAAUAGCAACAAGGUCUUAAAAUUGGUUUGGGUUGUCAGAGAAUAUAGAUCAUUAUUCUGGUUUUACGAACAACUUGUAAGCUUGAAGAAUGUCAACAUAGAAACUACAAUUUAUGUCACCAAACCAAAUAACCUUGUGUGUGUAGAAGAAUUCCGUUCUAGAUUUGCAAGUUCAGAUAUAAGCUCCGAAGAUACAAGUGAAAAGAACUCGUCCAGAGAGAAAUUGGACACCUGUGAUGAUCAAGAGAAAGAGAGAAUACUUGAGUUGGUAAAAUCCGAAUUAUCCCAUAUCCAGUUCAAAGAAGGUAGACCAAAUAUUGAAGAACUUGUUCGUGAUGAAGUUAAUCAUUCUGCUGGUUCAAUUGGUUUUGUAACAUGUGGUCAUCCAAUUAUGGUCGAUGAACUUAGAUAUUAUUGUGCCCAAAAUAUUAGUAACCCAAAUAAAAAUAGAGUUGACUUCUAUGAACAGCUUCAAGUUUGGGCUUAG
Molecule: messenger RNA, 2157 nt
Organism: Hemisphaericaspora subhashii
Lineage: Eukaryota; Fungi; Ascomycota; Pichiomycetes; Serinales; Debaryomycetaceae
Exons: 1
Coding region: 1-2157 (718 amino acids)
Biological process (GO): copper ion import; intracellular iron ion homeostasis; iron ion transport
Cellular component (GO): plasma membrane
Molecular function (GO): ferric-chelate reductase activity
Source: RefSeq, a predicted model, not a curated record